Molecule: messenger RNA, 1689 nt
Organism: Lachnellula hyalina
Lineage: Eukaryota; Fungi; Ascomycota; Leotiomycetes; Helotiales; Lachnaceae
Product: Glutathione hydrolase proenzyme
Exons: 9
Coding region: 1-1689 (562 amino acids)
Biological process (GO): glutathione catabolic process
Cellular component (GO): plasma membrane
Molecular function (GO): glutathione gamma-glutamate hydrolase
Source: RefSeq, a predicted model, not a curated record
AUGGAAGAGCAUUCAAGGAUGGAUGAGAACUCGAGAACUAUAAAGAUCAGCUGGACUGCGCUGUUCAGCUUGGUCCUGCUGUGCUCGACAGGCACCAUCGCUUCCAUAGAUUCUUCUGGGGUUGGCGGCUUAGGAGCUGUUUCGAGCGAAAGCAAAGUAUGCAGCGAGAUCGGGGUAGAGCUGCUGAAGAGAGGAGGCAAUGCUGCUGAUGCUAUGGUUGGAACGACACUCUGUGUGGGGGUGAUAGGUAUGCAACAUAGUGGUAUCGGUGGAGGUGGUUUCAUGUUAGUGAGAGGCUCGGAUGGGAAAUAUGAAUCAAUAGACUUCCGAGAAACCGCUCCCGCGGCGGCUUUUGAGGAUAUGUACAAAGAUAACAUCAUGGGCAGCGUUCGUGGCGGGUUAGCAAGCGGUGUACCUGGAGAUGUUCGAGGGUUGGAAUACCUUCAUAGUAAGUACGGAAAACUCCCGUGGCGAGCAGUCUGUAAUCCAGCUGUCCAUGUUGCAAGGUACGGCUUUCCUGUCACCAACGAUCUGGUCCGGUACAUGGACGCCGCAACUUCGAAUGGGAAUACAUUUUUGACGGAUGACCCGCAAUGGGCUGUUGAUUUUGCCCCUAAUGGAACACGCGUUGGGCUUGGCGAUAUUUUGACUCGGAAGCGAUACGCAAAUACUCUUGAGGCAAUAGCAAAGCAUGGCUCAAAAGCCUUCUACGAGGGGAAGAUUGCGAAUUACACCGUCGCGGCCCUCCAAGCCCAAAACGGCACUAUGACACUUGAAGAUCUAGAAGACUACAAAGUCACGAUCCGCAAACCCAUAUCCAUCACCUACCGCGGCCACAAAGUCUACUCCUGUGGUGCUCCAUCUGGGGGUUCCGUCGCCCUAAGCAUCCUAAAAAUCAUCGAAGGCUACAACAUGUCCGAUGCCUCCAUCUCCAACCUAAACGUCCAUCGCCUCGACGAAGCAAUGCGCUUCUCCUACGCCGCACGCUCCUCCCUUGGCGACCCUGAUUUCUUCCCUUACAUGCACGGCCUGGAGUCCAGUAUGCUCCUCCCCUCAACCGCGUCCAGCAUCCGCGCCCGCAUCUCCGACAACACCACACACAACAUCUCCUACUACGCCUCCCCCUCGCACCCUCUAUACUCCCUGCCCUCGAACCACGGCACCAGCCAUAUUGUGACCAGCGACAAAAGCGGCCUGAGCGUGAGUUUGACAAGUACGGUCAACCUGCUGUUUGGGAGCCAGUUGGUGGUGCCCGAGACAGGGGUCGUGAUGAACAACGAGAUGAACGAUUUUUCGAUCCCCGGAAUCCCGAAUGCAUUCGGCUUUGUGCCGAGUCCGAUAAACUACAUCCGGCCGUUCAAACGGCCGCUCUCGUCCAUAUCCCCGCUCAUCGUCGAGCAUGCGAAUGGCACGCUUCUGCUGAGUAUUGGCGCCGCGGGCGGGUCGCGCAUCCCGACUGCGACGGUGCAGGGCGUGUGGCAUGUGCUGGAUCAUGGCAUGGGGCUGGGGGCUGCGCUGGGGGAGAGCAGGCUGCAUGAUCAGCUUGUGCCGGCUGCGACGGCGUUUGAAGAGGGGUUUGAGGGCGAGGUGGUGGAGAGUAUGAGGGCGAGGGGACAUAAUGUUAGCUGGGUUGGGCAUGCGGAGAGUGCGGUGCAGGGGGGUGUUGAGGGGGUGGGAUGGCGCGUUUGA